Symbiodinium necroappetens is the source of this 170-nucleotide messenger RNA. Lineage: Eukaryota; Dinophyceae; Suessiales; Symbiodiniaceae. The record is from the annotation of a GenBank genome assembly.
AUGGCAUGCGACAAGGACGAGCCCAAAGGCCACUAUGUGCCUUAUGACCCAGACAAGGAGGAGAAGGACAGCGAAGAGAGCAAAGAGUUUGAAGAAGUUCCAGCCAAAGGCUCUGAGCGCCAUGAGGACAGUGACGAGGAUGAGGAGCAGACCCCGAAGGAGGUUGCCAG